Molecule: messenger RNA, 4003 nt
Organism: Helianthus annuus (common sunflower)
Lineage: Eukaryota; Viridiplantae; Streptophyta; Magnoliopsida; Asterales; Asteraceae
Product: glutamate receptor 3.4
Exons: 5
Coding region: 600-3422 (940 amino acids)
Cellular component (GO): plasma membrane
Molecular function (GO): glutamate-gated receptor activity
Source: RefSeq, a predicted model, not a curated record
UUGGGGAUGUGAGGAGGAGGUUCAAAGAAAUCAUCACUCUCUCUCUCCCCCUCUCACUCCUCUCCCUUUCUCUUACAAUUUUUCAAGAGCUCCCUAUACAUCUCCAAGUCAACAACAACAAUCUCUUCAUUAUUUAACAACUCCUUUAUGCAUCACUUUCUUCAUCAUAUAAUAUUUUUUGUUGCAAGCUCUUCAAUUGUUUAAACUAACUCAAUUAUGCUACUAUUUUAGCCUUGAAAAUCCUCUUUUCAUUGACUUCAUCAUCAUAUCAUCCCAAAGAACUUGCACCAUUAAACUAAACCCUCUCCUCAACUCUUUUACACUAUUUUAUUCAUAAAAAAAAAAAAAAAAAAAAAAAAAAUCUCUGGUUUCCAUUGUGGGUAUCCAUAUCUAUAAACCCCUAUGCUAUAGAUUAAAUCAACAAAAGGGUUUAUCACUUUCUCCCCUAUACAUAUACAUCCCCUGUUCAUGUACUUAUUGUCUUGAAAAUCUUGAUUUUUGUUCUAAAAAUCAAGAUUUCAACCUCACAAUAAUAUCUUCAUGAUUUCUCACAAACCCACAUCCAGUUGACUCUAAUUUCAAAAGGGUAUUUAAAAAAAAUGGAACUUGAUUGGCCUAAGAUGAGAAAAAGUGUGUUUUUAUUGCUUUUUGGCAUAUGGGUUAUGUUUGCAGUGGCAGUUGCAGAUGAGGGUAUAACUGGAAAUUCAUCAUCUUUAUCAACAAGGCCUAAAGUUGUGAAUAUUGGAGCUUUGUUGACAGUUAAUUCAGUUAUUGGGAGGUCUGUAAAGCCUGCAAUUUUAGCUGCUGUUGAUGAUGUGAAUGCUGAUACAUCUAUUCUUGGUGACACCCAUUUGAAUCUCAUUUUACAUGAUACAAAUUGUAGUGGAUUUAUUGGCACCAUGGGAGCUUUGGAGCUAAUGGAGAAAGAUGUGGUGGCUGCAAUCGGGCCACAAUCGUCUACAAUCGCACACGUCAUCUCACACGUCGUCAACGAGCUUCACGUACCUCUACUGUCGUUCGGUGCAACCGACCCGACACUGGCAGCUCUCCAGUAUCCUUAUUUCCUCCGAACCACACAAAAUGAUUACUACCAAAUGGCAGCCAUUGCUAACGUCAUCGAGUACUUCGAAUGGAAGGAAGUUAUCGCGAUUUUCGUAGACGAUGAUUACGGUCGAAACGGGGUUUCGUCGUUAGGCGAUUCGUUAGCUCAAAAACGAGCUAAGAUCGCCUAUAAAGCCGCGCUUACACCCGGUUCGUCAGUGGACGACAUAACCGAGGUGAUAACCGCGGUCAACUUGAUGGAGUCUCGGGUUUAUGUUGUUCAUGUGAAUCCCGACACGGGUCUUGAGAUUUUCGCGGUUGCGAAAAAGCUCGGGAUGAUGACGAGUGGGUAUGUAUGGAUCACUACGGAGUGGCUUCCGGCGGUGCUGGAUUCGUCAGCACCGCCAUAUUCCACCGUCGCAGCUCCUUUACAGGGUGUGUUGUCACUUCGACAACACACCCCGGACUCUGAUUUAAAAAAAUCAUUCACCACGAAAUGGAAGAACAUUAAGUCGAAGGAGACAUCGAGUUUUAACUCAUAUGCUCUUUACGCUUACGAUUCCGUUUGGUUACUCGCGCGUGCUCUCGACACAUUUUUCAAAUCCGGCGAAGGUAUCACGUUUUCCGCCGACCCGAAUCUUCAAAACACAAGCGGGUCCGAGCUGCGGUUAUCCGCACUUAAGACAUUCAACGAGGGUCCUAGGUUACUCGAAACGAUUCUAUCAACUAACUUCACCGGUGUAACAGGCGAAUUUCGGUUCGACCAAGACAAGAACCUCGUUCAUCCGGCUUACGAUGUUCUUAACAUCGUUGGUACCGGAUUUCGAACAAUCGGAUACUGGUCGAACCGUUCCGGUUUAUCCAUAAACCCUCCCGAAAAACUGUACGCGAAACCUUUAAACAGUUCGGCGAAUGCUAAACGUCUAUACGGUGUAAUAUGGCCCGGUGAAACGAACGUGAAGCCGCGUGGAUGGGUGUUUCCGAACAAUGGGAAGCCAUUACGGAUUGCAGUACCGUAUAGGCAUAGUUACAAAGAGGUUGUUACGAAAGAUGUUCGAUCUCCACAAGGUGUACGAGGGUAUAGCAUCGAUGUUUUUGAAGCGGCUGUGAAUUUACUACCUUACCCCGUGCCUCGGAAAUACAUUUUAUACGGAGACGGUGUUCGAAACCCGAGCUACAGCAAUCUUGUGGCUGCUGUCGCUGAUAAUGCAUAUGAUGCAGCAGUUGGAGAUAUUACAAUUAUUACAAACCGAACAAGAAUAGUUGACUUUACGCAGCCUUACAUGGAAUCGGGCCUUGUGAUAGUUGUUCCUGUAAAGAAGUCGAAAACCAGCCCGUGGGCUUUUCUCAAACCGUUCACCAUUGAAAUGUGGCUCGUCACCGGUGGCUUCUUUCUUCUUGUUGGAUUUGUUGUUUGGAUUCUUGAGCAUCGUUUGAACCACGAGUUCCGUGGACCCCCGAGUCAACAAGUCAUCACAAUUUUCUGGUUUAGUUUCUCCACCAUGUUCUUUUCGCAUAGGGAGAACACGGUUAGCACUUUGGGAAGAUUUGUUCUACUCUUGUGGUUAUUUGUGGUGUUGAUCAUCAACUCAAGCUACACCGCAAGUUUGACUUCGAUCCUCACCGUCCAACAGUUAACGUCCCGAAUCGAGGGGAUAGAUGGGAUGAUUUCAAGUAACGAGCCUAUAGGAAUUCAAGACGGGUCUUUUGCGCAUAAUUAUCUGGUCCAAGAACUUAAUAUUGCAGAAUCUAGAAUUAGACCGUUGAAAGAUAGAACAGAUUACAUAAACGCCCUUCGUCUUGGCCCAAACCGUGGAGGUGUAGCUGCCAUUGUUGAUGAGCUUCCUUAUGUUGAGAUUUUUAUGAGUUCUACCAAGUGUGAGUUCAGGAUCGUCGGUCAGGAGUUCACGAAAAGCGGCUGGGGAUUCGCAUUCCAAAGGGAUUCUCCGCUAGCACUCGAUUUAUCGACCGCGAUCCUACAACUUUCGGAAAACGCAGAACUACAACGAAUUCAUGACAAGUGGUUAACCACAAGUUCUUGUUCAACUCAAGCCGAAAUAGAGGUUAAUAGUCUUUCUUUAAGCAGCUUUUGGGGCUUGUUCCUCAUAUGUGGGAUCGCGUGUUGCAUUUCGCUCAGCAUCUAUGUUUGUCGAGUGGUGUGUCAGUACCGUCGGUUUAACCCCGCGUUAGAACAGUCACACGACAUUCCCGAGCUCGAACCCGAUUCAGCAAGACGGAGUUCGCGAAGAACGUUAAGGUCCACUAGUUUUAAAGAUCUCAUUGAAUUUUAUGAUAAAAAAGAAGCCGAAAUUAAGGAAAUGUUGAGGCGACAUAAGCGACAAGUUAACGGGCAUAACGAGCAUAAUGGUUCGCCUGACUGAAGGGAGAAUUACAUAUAUCCCCCAACGCGUACGAUGGUCUUUGACGGAAUAUUAUAUUUUGGGUAAAUUACUUUUUGAGUCCCUGUGUUUUAAUGGUUUUAACUAGUUGAGUCCAAAAUCAAAAAGUUUAACGACCUGAGUCCCUAUAAGCAUUUUCUUUAACCAUUUGAGUCCUUUUGAGUCCAAAUUUUAACCUUUUUAGUCCAAUUUUUUGGACUCAAAUCGUUAUAAAAUGAUCAAAAUUGGACUCAAAACGUUAUAAAAUAAAUUGCUAGGGACUCAGGGCGUUAAACUUUUUGAUUUUGGACUCAAGUGGUUAAAACCACUAAAACACAGGGACUCAAAAAGUAAUUUACUCUUAUAUUUUUCAAGUUUAGAGGAAAUAUAUGAAACCAAAUCUUAUGCAUAAGGGGAUAUCUUGUGCAUAUCUUGUGUGUAUAUAUGUACAUUUUCACUAGGUGAAGUUAGCUAUACUAUGUUUUAACAAAGAACAAUUUUAAACACUAUUUCAGAAUUUUAUAAUUUGAUGUACUUAAAAGGGUUUUUGGUGAAUAAGCCAUAAUGUAAUUUUAGUUCGUAAA